Zalophus californianus (California sea lion) is the source of this 4557-nucleotide messenger RNA. It is a transcript of the gene ZNF30, whose product is annotated as zinc finger protein 30. Gene Ontology annotation, cellular component: nucleus. NCBI's taxonomy places the organism in Eukaryota, Metazoa, Chordata, Mammalia, Carnivora, Otariidae. The record is from RefSeq and is a predicted model, not a curated record.
GCGACUGCCUUCGGCUCAGUUCAUGAGCCCAGCGUCCUGGGAUCCAGCUCUGCAUGAGGAUCCCAGCUCCGCAGGAAGCGUGCUUCUCCCUCUCACUCUGCUGCUCCCACUGCUUGUGCUUUCCUGCUCUCUGUCUCUGUCAAAUAAAUAAGUAAAAAAAAAUUUUUUUUUAAGAAAAAAACUUGAACCUUCAGCUCUAGCUCCCAUUCUCAGGGCAGGGAUAGGGGGAAGGGACUGGAAAAUGAGUUAAUAAUCGAUCAUGCCUAUAUGAUGAAACCUCUGUAAAAAUCCCUAAAGUACAGGAUGUGGAGGACUUCUGGGUUGGUUAGCACAUCCAUGUGCUGGGAGCAUGGUACACCCCAUCUCCUCAGAGACAGAAGCUCCUACACUUGGAACCUUCCAGGCCUCACCUUAUGUAUCUCUUCAUCUAGCUAUUUAUCUGUAUACUUUAUCAUAUCCCUUAAUGUAUAAUAAACCAAUAAACUUAGUGUUUUCCCUGAGUUCUCUGAGCAGUUCUAGCAAAAUUUUGAACCUGAGGAGGGGGGUGUGGGAACCCCAAUUUAUAGCCAGUUGGUCAGAAUUACGGGUGACAACCUGGGACUUGUGAUUGGUUUCUGAAGUGGGGGCAGUCUUGGACUGAGCCCUUAACUUGUGGGAUUUGAUGCUAACUCCAGGUAGAUAGUGUCAGAGCUCAGAGCUGAAUUGAAUUGUAGGGCAUCCAGCUGGUGUCAGAAAAUUGUUGAUGUGUUUAAAAAAAAUACAUAGUUGGUGUCAGAAGCACUGUGAGUGUGAGAGUAGAGGAAACCAAUGCAUGUGUCCUAAACACAGACAUAAUAUUAAUAUUUUGGUGUGCAUUCUUCCUCCUCCCCGGUUUUUUGUUAGCAGAUAUGUAGGGUUUUAUUGUAUCUGCAGAAUAGAAUCACGCUAAUUGAUUAUGCAAAGUAGCAAAGACUCUUCAACUCUUAGACUAAAACAGGGAAACUAUAGGACUCAAUGUUCUUUGCAUGCUGCAGGAAGAAGAGGGAAGCACCAGUGAUCCUCUUAUUUGAAAAACCUUAUCGGUAUUUACACAUUUUGGGAUUAUAGCAAUGUCAUAUAAAAAUUAUACGUGCAGGUGAAAGGAUUUCCAAGGAUCUGUUGUACAAAUUACUCUUCCAGUGACAAAUUUAUAUAAGAAAAAAGAGUAAGAUGAUAGCAGUUAUGAAUAUGUACACUAGUCUCCACGUUGCACAGGAAGAACAGGAUUCAACCUUUGUUAGUUAUUUCAGUUUUGCAUCUUAUAAAAGAAUGGUGCCUCUCUGUAAUUUCUAUAGAGAAAGAGGAAAUUUAAACAUCAGAGAAAUCUUUCCUGCUAUUUUUUAAAAGAAAAGUUGCAUUCUUAAGGUCAGGUUCUAAGUGUUUUCAUUAAAAUUAUAAGAAAACAUGCCAGAGAGAAGUAAAAAAUGGAAACAAAUUAUGUCCUUUAUAAAAAUGAAAUGAGGGGCAUGUCAUAUUCUUCAAUAACAAUAAUAGCUAACUCAUGUUAAGCCAAUUUUCUAGUAAGUGUUUUAAAUGGAUUUUCUUACUUAUUCUUCAAGAUAACCAUAUGUAGUAGUUGAUAUUCUUAUCCUCAUUUUAAUGAUGAGAAAACCGAGCUACUAAGAUGUUAGUAAAUGCCUGAUCAAUGUCUUCUCUAUUCUCUCUCUCCCAUGUCUUGACGUUAUCCUGAGGCCACAAAAGAAGUUCUGGUUUGGAUGCUCUGAAUUUUCUAGAGUUUGAACUUCUCUGGUAGAGGAACCCCCCAGGAAGACUGAUCGGUUCUUAGAUUUCUAAAAGCAUGGCCCAUACGUAUGUGGGUUUGCAGUUUCAGGGAUGAGUGACAUUCAGGGAUGUGGCCGUACCUUUCUCUCAGCAGGAGUGGGAGAGUCUGAAUCCUGCUCAGAGGCACUUGUACAGGAAUGUGAUGUUGGAGAACUAUAGUAACUUGGUCUCACUGGCCGGACAUUCCAUUUCUAAACCACAUGUGAUUACUUUAUUGGAACAAUGGAAAGAGCUGUGAAUGAUAGUGAGGAAAGAUCAAAGAAGACAAUACACAGGAAUUACUAUGGAUUCAUCUUUUAUCCAUCCAUUAUCAUUGAUUCAGAAUGUAUAAUUGAAAAUAAUCAUUCAUGUGUUCCUUUUGUCAUUGUAUUUGCCAUACAGAGCUCCAGAGAUGAGAAAGAUCCAGUCUGCAAACAACACAUGCCAAAGAAUUUUUGGGAGAUGACAUCACCUGCAGAUGGAACCAAAAGAUGAGAAAAUUUGUGACACAUUCCAAGUGCUGAAAGGGGAAAGUGAGAUUUUCAGUUGAAGGAUGAGACAACUCUAAAGAAAUGCCCACUAUUGAGAAAUGUACAUCUUUUGCUCUACAUCAGAGACUUCCUAACAGAGAGCAAUCAUGUGAAUGUCAGGGAUGUGGGAACAUGUUUUGUCAAGGCUCGAACCUUGUUCAACAUGAGAGAACACAUUCUAGUGAAAAAACCUGCAAAUGUAAAGAAUGUGGGAAGAACUUUAGUAAUGGACAUCAACUCACCAUACAUCAGAGAUUUCAUAUUGGUGAGAAACCUUAUAAAUGUAAGGAAUUUGCCACCUUUUCGUACCUUGUUCGACAUCAGAGAAUUCACACUGUUGAGAAACUUGAAUGUAAAGAAUGUGGGAAGGCUUUUAUUAGAGGCUCAGACUUUGUUAAACAUGGGAGAAUUCAUACUGGUGAGAAACCAUAUGAAUGUAAGGAAUGUGGGAAGACCUUUAGUAAUAGCCAUCAAUUUACUAUACAUCAGAGUAUUCAUACUGUUAAGACACCCUAUGAAAGUGGGAAAUGUGGAAAAGCUUUUUAUAGUAGCUCAUCUGUUCAACAUCAAAAAAUCCAUAAAGGUGAGAAACCCUAUGAAUGUAAGGAAUGCGAGAAAGCUUUUAUAGUGUAUGGAAAACUUCUUCGGCAUCAGACUAUUCAGACUGGUGAAAAACCCUAUGAAUGUAAAGAAUGUGGAGAGGCCUUCAGUAGUAGCUUACCCCUGGUUAAACAUCAGAGAAUUCAUACUGGUGAGAAACCCUAUGAAUGCAAGGAAUGUGGGAAGUCCUUUACUGUGUAUGGACAACUUACUCGAUAUCAGAGUAUUCGUACUGGUGAGAAACCUUUUGAAUGUAAGGAAUGUGGGAAGGCCUUUAGACUUAGUUCAUUUCUUAAUGCACAUCAGAGAAUUCAUUCAGGGGUAAAGCCCUACGAAUGCAAGGAAUGUGGGAAGGCCUUUAGUCCUGCCUCAUACCUUGUUCAACAUGAAAGACUUCAUACAGGUGAGAAACCGUAUGAGUGUAAAGAGUGUGGCAAGGCCUUUAGCACUGGCUCAUACCUUGUUCAACACCAGAGGAUUCAUACCGGUGAGAAACCCUAUGAGUGUAAGGAAUGUGGGAAGGCUUUUAUUAGUCGCCAUCAAUUUACUGUACAUCAAAGGGUUCAUACUGGUGAGAAACCCUAUGAAUGUAAGGAAUGUGAGAAGGUCUUUAGAGUACAUGUACAUCUUACACAACAUCAGAAAAUUCACAUUGAUGUGAAACCCUAUAAAUGCAAGGAAUUUGGAAAAACUAUUGGUUGUGCCUCCUACCUUGUACAACAUGGAAGAAUUCAUACUGGUGAGAAACCUUAUGAAUGUUAGGAAUGUGGAAAGGCCUUUACUGUGUAUGGACAACUUAUUGGACAUCAGAGUGUUCAUACUGGUGAGAAACCCUUUGAAUGUAAGGAAUGUGGCAAGACCUUUAGACUUAAUUCAUUCCUUAGUGAACACAGGAUACACACUGGUGAGAAACCCUUUAAAUGCAGAAAAUGUGGGAAGCCCUUUAGAUAUAGUUCAGCCUUUAAAGUACAUCAGAGAAACCAUAUGCAUGUAAAACCCUAAAAAUUUAAGGAAUUGGGAAGUCCAUUAUGUAUGGCUUAAACAUUGUUCAGCGUCAGAGAGUUUAUGCUAAUGAGAAACAUGGAUGUUAAAAAUCUUGGUAGGCCUUUAGAAAAUAUUCUCCUAUUAGAGAAUUCAUAAUGGAAUUCAGAAAACAUAAAGCCUUUGUCAUUCUUGUGUUUAUAAUAUUUGAAUCCGAAUAUUCUGGAUUGGCCAGUUCAGAAAAGGUGGGAGACAUUAAUACAGCAUUGAUAGCAUGAAAGUUUAUAUGACAUAUUCUAAUAUGGUUGAAUGAACUAGUGAAUAAAAAAACCUUCCACUACUCUUAAAUCAUUGCUAAACUUCAGAUAAUCCAUCCUGAUUUUUAAAAAAACAGUUAAUAUAUGUUGGAAAGUCUGCCAUAGCACAGAUGUCAGUUCUUGUCAUUGUCAUGCCACCACCGUCAACCUAUUUGACAUUAGGCACCUUAUUUUUUAUUUCAGGGCAUUGCUUCAAAAUGGUGGUGAUAGAACCUAUGUAUUUGUAAAAACCUAUGCUCAAUAUUUAUUAAUUUUAUUAGCAUUUUUUAAAAGAUUUUAUUUAUUUAUUUGAGAGAGAGAAUGAGAGAUAGAGAGCACGAGAGGGAGGAGGGUCAGAGGGAGAAUCGGAC